This is a messenger RNA of Penicillium brasilianum, 1803 nucleotides long. The record is from the annotation of a GenBank genome assembly. NCBI's taxonomy places the organism in Eukaryota, Fungi, Ascomycota, Eurotiomycetes, Eurotiales, Aspergillaceae.
AUGGAAUCCCAUGAACGGAGGGAGAUCUUUGGACCUUUUGUGCAGCCGAAACAGUUUGUGCUUUGUUUUGAUGGCACGGGGAAUAAAUUUGCUGGUGAUGGGUCGGAUACGAACCUCGUCAAAAUUUAUCGCAUGCUUGAUCGCAGCCAAAGCCACCAAUACCACUACUACCAACCCGGUAUAGGGACCUACGUAACAUCACACUCACUCGGCAGCAAAGGGCGGAUCGAGCGCAUUAAGUCUGCAUUCAAGAAAGCCCAGGAUGCAGCGCUGGGUUCCUCUUUCGACGAGCACGUUCUUGGGGGAUACAAGUUCCUAAUGCGAUACUAUGCCCCCGGCGAUGACAUAUACUUCUUCGGUUUCAGUCGAGGCUCAUAUACAGCGCGCUUUCUGGCAGAGAUGCUCGACUACAUCGGUCUACUCCAACCUGGAAACGAGGAAUUAGUACGCUUUGCAUGGAAAACCUUUGCUAAAUGGCAACAACGAAAGAGUGGCACGGAGCAGGACGACAAAGAGAGACAUAAGCUGUUCCAUUUCAUGAAGGCCUUCCGAGAAACGUUCAGUAGGCCCGUGAGUCAGAUUAAGUUCAUGGGACUAUUCGAUACGGUGAAUAGUGUGGCCAUGUUUGAGAAUUCUUGGAUGGAGAGGAGCAAGUUUCCUUCUACGGCGCAGACGACGGCUCGUGUUGUUCGGCAUGCUGUCUCUAUUGAUGAGCGGCGAGCCAAGUUUCGGCAGGAUCUGAUAUCGGAGGGUCGACCUGCUGUGCAUGGUCAUUCUCACUCACACCGUUUAAGGCAUCUGUUGUCCCAAGAGGAUCAUGACAAGACUCGAGUUCCUGAGAUCGUUCUACCGGAGAACGAUGAGGUGGGGCGACAAGGGCGACGCAGGUCUGGAUCUGGUCAUGGGAAAGAUGAAUUCAGAUACCGUGCCCCGUCGUCGUCGCCAGUGCGCAAAGGAAGUUCUGAAAUACCGAGGACCAAUGCGUAUCUGGCUGAGCAUCAUUCGAUGAAAAGCGCAGUUUCCAGAACAUCUCUUCGAGUUCCCAGCUUGAACAUCCCCGGUAGCGGUGAAAAAGAACAGGAUGAGCAGGAUAUCUCCGAAGUCUGGUUCCCAGGUCAGCACGGCGAUGUCGGUGGAGGUUGGAAGCUCACCCCAGAAGACCCCUGGCCAUUGAGUCACAUUCCCCUCGUUUGGAUGGUCAAAGAAGCACAAGCGGCCGGAUUAGAAUUUGACACCGAGAAACUGAAACGCUUUAACUGCUACGAGGACCAUCACGUUGCUAGUGAAGGAUUCGAACAAACUAUAUUUAAUGGCCUGGCAGUACAUAACAACGAUAACCACCACCAGCGAACGAACACAUUUCACGAAACCCUUUCUCACACCAUGGACCAGGGCAUCGCUCACGACUGUCUCACCCACGGCGGUGGCCUUUCAUUCUUCUCUACCAUGGCAUGGCGAUUAAUGGAGUAUCUACCUUUCCGACGAAUGGACCUCCAACCCGACGGAACCUGGAAACCGAUUCGCUGGCCUCUUCCUUGCGGAGAGGUGCGUGAUAUCCCCGAAAACGCACAGAUUCAUAUCUCCGCAAUUCAUAAACUGCAGAUUGACCCGACUUACCGACCGGGGAAUUUGAUUAUCGGAGGGGGUGGGCGUGGAGUGAAAAGGGCACCGGAAAAGUUUGGGAUUGGGGAGUGGGAGGUUUGUAGGUAUGAGGGUGAUUUGGUAAGGCAGACUUUUCUUCGAAAGAGUUUGAGCAAGGAUGAGAAGGGCAUCUGUCGGGAUGAUCAUGUUGCAGAGAGAUAG